This is a messenger RNA of Aureobasidium vineae, 1056 nucleotides long. The record is from the annotation of a GenBank genome assembly. NCBI's taxonomy places the organism in Eukaryota, Fungi, Ascomycota, Dothideomycetes, Dothideales, Saccotheciaceae.
CCAGCACUCUCAAUCAACUCCAACAUGUCCGCCCAAUUCGCUCGUGGCCCUUAUGCCGAUGACCGCAGCUUCCCUGUUGCUGAGCUUCAGACUAUUUCCUUCGCCAAACUCGCCAGUCGCGACCCCGAAGAGCAGCACAGACUCAUGAUUGCUGCCGAACAGGAUGGUUUCUUCUAUCUCAACCUCUUGGAUGCAGAAAGCAAAGGUCUCUGGGAUGAUUACAAGAAUGUCCUCAACAUCAUGGCUUCUUGGUUCGAAAGUCCCAUGGAAGACAAGGUCAAAUUUGCAUAUGAAUCCGAUCCACUUGGACUCCAGACCGGCGCCACUGAGAAGUCAAAGGAUGGCUUCGAGACUCUGCGAGUUGCCCAACAGGGACUUGAUUGGACGGUUCAGCCUCUUCCCAGUCAGGUUCUGGCAUCUAAGCAACUCUUUAACGACUUCAUCUCCAAGUCACGCAUGCAUGUCCUUGGCCUCCUGUCUUCUCUGUCAGAUGCCACAGGCCUUGAGGGCGCCGAGCGCUACGAACGCUCUCACCACGACGAUGGCCCUUCAAACUCAUCCAUGACCUUCCACCGCUACCCUUCUCGUCAAGUCCGUGACGACGAAAACGUCGGGCACAAUAAGCACACCGACAUCAGCAGCAUCGCCUUCCUGUUCGCCCAACAGUGGGGCCUGCAAGUUCCUGCUCGUGGUGCAAAGCCCGAGGACGAUGCCUGGGACUGGGUGCAACCCAAGGCCGGCCACGCCAUUUGCAAUGUCGGCGACUCGCUGCGCUUCCUGUCCGGUAUGCGUUUCCGCUCUGUGCUGCACCGAGUGAUGCCUGUUGCCGAGAUGGAGCAUGCGCACAGAUACUCCAUCGCCUACUUCUGCCGACCCGUCCACGGCACCAUGUUCCGCGAUUCGGAGGGCAGGAUGAUUUCUUGUGACGAGUGGUUCUCUCACAAGUUUGAUAUCUACCGUGCUACUCAUGAGGAACAGCGCAAGAACACUAUUCUUACUGGCGGCAUCGAGAGUGCUGAGAGUCGUGCCAGAAUCCACAGCGCUGUGGUCGUUUAG